This is a messenger RNA of Trypanosoma conorhini, 1230 nucleotides long. RefSeq names its product casein kinase II, alpha chain. Gene Ontology annotation, cellular component: protein kinase CK2 complex; nucleus; cytosol. Bases 1 to 1230 code for a protein of 409 amino acids. Lineage: Eukaryota; Euglenozoa; Kinetoplastea; Trypanosomatida; Trypanosomatidae. Gene Ontology annotation, biological process: protein phosphorylation. The record is from RefSeq and is a predicted model, not a curated record. Gene Ontology annotation, molecular function: protein serine/threonine kinase activity; ATP binding. The transcript has a single exon.
AUGGCGGACUCGGUUUCCAGCAGCCGACGUGGCACAGCAGGCGGGCAGGCGCGGGAGGCGGGGCGGCGGCCGGAGGGCAGGCACCCCCUUGAAGUGCCGGAGACCACAGCGAGGGACGCCGACCGCGGCGCCGAGCAGGGAGCUGCUGGCUCCAACAACGCCCUCUCCGCGAGUGACAGCGGGCAUCACGGGGAGCGGAAGUUUGUGCAUCCGUUUUGGUUCGUCAAUAGCAGCAUGCCGCCCGCCUACUGGGACUACGAGCGGGCGAAGAUUGAGUACAGCAGCGGGGAGCCCUACGAGUUGAUACAAAAAAUUGGCCGUGGGAAGUACUCGGAGGUGUUUCGCAGCCGCAACUGCCACAACGGCGAGCUCUGCGUCCUGAAGAUUCUCAAGCCGGUGCGACUGAAGAAGAUACACCGCGAGAUUACGAUUCUGCAGAACCUCUGCGGUGGGCCGAAUGUGCUGCGGCUGCUGGACGUCGUCUCGAUCCCGCCCGGCGGGACCCCGGCGCUCGUGACGGAGAACGUCGAGCCCGCCGAGAACUUCCGCAGCCUGAUGGCCUCCGGUAGGCUCAGCAACUUUGACAUGCGCUACUACCUGUACGAGGUGCUGCGCUGCCUGCACUUUGCGCACAGCCGCGGCAUCUUCCACCGCGACAUUAAGCCGCAGAACAUUAUCAUCGACCACAGCCGGCGCAAGCUGCGCAUCGCGGACUGGGGGCUAGGCGAGUACUACAUCCACGGCCAGGUCUACAACCUCUGCGUUGGCACGCGACACUUCAAGGGGCCGGAGCUGCUCGUUGGUCUCCGCCUCUACGACUACUCGCUGGACAUCUGGGGCGUGGGCUGCAUCCUGGCCGAGAUGCUCUUCCGCACCUUUCCCUUUUUCCGCGGCGAGAACAACGAGGACCAGCUCUUCCAGAUCAUAGACGUGCUCGGCACGGAUGACCUUCUGCGCUACACGCGCAAGUACGGCAUUCACCUGCCGCGGCACCAGCUGGCGCGCGGGGGGGUGCGGAAGUGCACGAAGCGGCCGUGGCACUCCUUCGUCAACCCCCGCUGUGCCGCGUGGUGCGACGCGCAGGCGCUCGACCUGCUCGACAAGAUGCUGAAGAUGGACCACCAGGAGCGCAUCCUCGCCGCCGACGCGAUGCAGCACCCCUUCUUCGACCCCGUCCGCCGCGCCCUCCGCGGCGAGCCGCAGGAGCAGUACCCCCACCUGCAGAGCUGA